Molecule: messenger RNA, 1004 nt
Organism: Lasiosphaeria miniovina
Lineage: Eukaryota; Fungi; Ascomycota; Sordariomycetes; Sordariales; Lasiosphaeriaceae
Exons: 1
Coding region: 153-860 (235 amino acids)
Source: RefSeq, a predicted model, not a curated record
GCAUCCGGAUCACGCUCUUGGGCAUCUUGCUCCAUUUCUUCAACGGUCCCUCCCUGGCCCUGCACGUGCACGGUGCCGACGGCAUGGCCAAAGGAACAAGACACAAUAUCAAGUAAUUAUUCCUCCGCCGCGCGGGACCCCGGCCGUCUGCCAUGCUUCCAUGCGCCUUUGCCGUGGGUGGAAAGCGCUCCCAGCCAAUAGACGACGAACUGCCCCUAGUUUCAGGGGCUCUGGUUCAGGCGGACACGCAAAAGUACCCAUGUUUCCGUCUCCUGCCUCACUCUUUGGUUGCGGCGCAGUCGAAUGAGGCGCCGCCCUCGAAUCCUACCCAUUCACGGCCGAGCUCCGAAAAAACAAAGAGCGGUUUGACGUAUCAUUCUUAUCCCUGUCGCCUACUCAGUCAGCGUGAGACUUUUGCCGGCGAUCCGACGAUCAGGCAUGCCGUCCCACCCAAGGCAAUUCAAGCCCUACGGCGAGGCGUCGUGGCGGCGUGGGGUUGCCCCUUUCCCGGAGGCCUGGGUAGCGGGUUUUACACUGCGAACCAGAGAAAGCUGAGAGCGGCGCAGCAAGCCCAAGCAACGCUGUUGUCAGCUCUCAUGCGCCACGCCAAGGACAGAGUCCGUGGCCGCGUUUCGUCUGAUACCCGAGUUGCCGAGCCGGCCCCGGAUCUUGGCUUUGCUCGGCCCCCAAAUCGAAAAACGACGACCGCGCUCAGCGCUAGACAGGACAGACUGGCCACUGAAAAUUGGCAACGCCCAGGCGCAAAUGUCGCAACGCCUGUCGGCAUGUCGCAGCGCGUGGACUCCUGCGUCGCUGUGGGGGAACUCUGGUCCGAGACAAUGCAGCGAUGUGGUAGAUGAAGCGGAACAGAGAUACGUGCAGUGUUAGUGUCUGAACUCGAAAAGAAGACGAUAACUUCUACCCCGGCCUCCGCCCCUUAUUGGCUGAGAGAGCUAAGGAAGUCUCGAAACACGCCAACGAAUGCUUGCGCGGAAGUUGGCUUC